This is a messenger RNA of Rotaria socialis, 318 nucleotides long. NCBI's taxonomy places the organism in Eukaryota, Metazoa, Rotifera, Eurotatoria, Philodinida, Philodinidae. The record is from the annotation of a GenBank genome assembly.
AUGAACGACCAAAUAAUUCGCCAAACUCCAUUACCCCCAACAAGAGCGAUUGGCAAUCAUAUAUAUACAAAAUUACAAGUACAUUAUGGCGGUGAUGUUCAAGAUAUUGUAUUGAAAACGGAAAAAGAACCAAGCUGUAUUGAUCUUGGAAAAGCAUUGGAAAGUACAUUUCGUUUACCAAUGGCUGAUCAAUUGAUAUAUUACCGUGGUCAACGCCUUCAUCAUCAUCAAUCAUCAUCAGAUGAUCGUCCACUAGCAAGAUACGGUAUUUUUUCCGGAAAUACAGUGACAUUAGUGGGGCAAGGCGGUUUGCUCUAA